Messenger RNA from Linum trigynum, 3013 nucleotides. The record is from the annotation of a GenBank genome assembly. NCBI's taxonomy places the organism in Eukaryota, Viridiplantae, Streptophyta, Magnoliopsida, Malpighiales, Linaceae.
GAGGCCUCUAGACUUGACUCGCAUCCAUGCUUCUCAAAUUGAGCUCCAAAGUAGGCUUGACAAACACGUUGCCAGACUUGGCCAUUUUCAGGCAAUUUCCCAGUUUUGCCAUAGCCUUUUGGUUAGGUUCAAAAAUGGUCUUCUGAACUUUCUAUUGAGCUCCCAAGUACUUUAAUGUGUAGAGGGACACUUCAGCUUCAAAACAAGCCCUUAAUAUCCAAUUUCCAUCUAGCCAAUUGUAAGAUAUGAAUCUCCAAAGUAGACACCAUGAAAUUGUUUUUACACUGAAACAACAUAUUAGGUCGACCUAAUCCUACAUGAGGUCGACCGAAAAGUGCAUGUCACCGUGACAUGCAUGUCACCGUAGCAAAGUCCAAAGUUUUGUUAUCACAAGAGGUGACAAAAUGCCUAAUACUAACUUAUUUAGGUAUUUUUUGUGCUUAUUCAGCCAUGUGUUUAUUUACGCAAUAUUAUGCUAAUUUAUGUAAGAGUGUAAGUUAUUUACGUAAAUGAAAAUUCAGAAUUUGUUCUCUGAUAAUUUGUAUUGGCUAUAUUUUAUGGAAUUAAAUUUGGAUUCUCAAUUAAUAUGUAAAAAUGUGUUGCACUUAUUAUAAUUUAGACAAUAAUAUUCAUUUUGAUAUAUUUCAAAGUUUAAUAUUUAAUUUUACAAUGGUGUGAAUAAAUAUGAGAUUGUAGGACUAAACAGUAUUGGUUGCUCCAACGAAAAAAAAAAUUGGUUGUAUGAAUAAUCAACGCUCUUGUGUGAAUAACACCAAUAUAGCAUGAAUAAAUUCAAAUUUACAUAGAUAAAUAACGUGUUUUGUUUCGUCUUUAGAGGUGACAAAAGACUUUCUUUAAAAACACAGGGUACGACGGGUGAGCUUUCGCACUAGCGAUGGCAACAAAACUCGAACCCACGGGUACCCUCUCCGACCCAACCCGGUCAACGCGGGUAAAACCCGUGUUAACAGUUUUUGGGCCGAGUUCGGGUUUAAACACGUUGAUUAUUUACCGGGUUGGGUUUGGGUUUGGGUAAACCCGCCCCAUGGGUACCCGUCCACACCCAUAUAAUUAAUUUUUUUGGUAUAUUAAAUAUUCAAAACAACUAAUCUUCUUUAUGUUUGUGGAAUGUGGAGACAUGUCUAAUUUUUUCUUUCGAAUUGUGUAGAGUGAAGUUGAUAUUAUCAAGUGGAGAGUGAAGAAGCUUAAUUGACAAGGAGGAAGAAGUUUUCAAUUAAUCAUGUUGUUUAUGAAUUAUUUGUGAUUUGCUUCAAUUUUCUAGAUUGGUGUUGAACAAUUUGUAUGGUUGAUUUGUGAUUUACUUGAAUUUUCUAAAAUGGUGUUUUAUAUAUGGAUAAUUUGUAUUGAGAGAUUGAUAUUUGACUUUUAUUUUGAUAGAAACUUAUUAUUGUAAAUUUUUUGUGACAAAAACCCAUGGGUACCCAUGAACCCGUGGAUACCCAACGGAUUGGGUUCGAUUUGUGUUUUUAAAACCCAGUGGGUUUUACCCCAGAUUUUUUUCACGGAUAAACCCAUGAAUUUAGGUUUAGGUUUAGCUUUAGGUUUGGCAAAACCCAACCCGACCCAUUAUCAUCAUUCAUCCCUAUUCCGCACGGCCCAGUCAAAACGCACCGGUUUAACUACAAACGUAAACCAUUCGAUUCCAUUCGUUCACAAAUCACAAUUCACAAAUCACAACUCACAAAUUCUGCUCCCCGACAACAAAAGUUGGAGAAAUCCGUAACGGACCACCGCCACUAGCUUCCGCCUCCUUCCGACGGCCGGAAGAAAAGGCGAAAAAAUGGGGACUUUCGCUUUUUGCCUUUCUUCUCUCACUCCAAUUCCUCCACUUGAAAACAACGUUUUCUCCCGCCCGCACGCCCGAAACCCCACCCGCUUCCCUUCGAUUCGGGCUCGGGGCUCCAACUCCGGAACAGGGGACGCCGUCGCCGCCGAUGCCGAUUCUUCUCCCCACGCUGUCCUCGGCGUCGAACCGGGAUGCUCCGCCGCGGAGCUCAAGUCCGCCUUCCGAGAAAAAGUGAAGCAGUUCCAUCCCGAUGUAAUCGGCGGCGGGGGGAAGGGCUCCGAUAUCAUGAUUCGCCGCGUAAUUGAAGCGUAUCAGAGCUUAUCCUCCUUAAGCCGAUCAGAGAUCAUCGAGAGAGAAUGUUUGGAUCCAUUCGACGACCCAGAGUGUGAAGCGUUUGAUAUAUUUGUGAAUGAAUCUGCCUGUUUUGGUAAAGCUUGUCCAUAUUCAUGCGUAGAAAGAGCGCCACACGCCUUCACGUUUUCUUCACUGGGCACCGCCAGAGCAACAUCUCAAGGUCAUGGUGAAGAUUACCAAGUUCAGAUGGCGGCGGGCCAGUGUCCUAGAAGCUGCAUUCAUUACGUGACGCCAUCGCAGAGAAUCAUCCUAGAAGAGUUACUGGACAGCAUUCUCGACGUACCAUACGACUGCUCAGCAGAAUCUGAACUGCUGUACUCACUCAUCGUCAAAGCGAGAUUUGAGAACAAUCGGUUCCAGAAGCCAAAGAACAAGCAGCCAAAGACAUCAACAAAGCAUGUAGAUUGGUAUUAAAGUUUCAAGCUUGUACAAGCAGCAUCAUUGCAAAACUCAAUGACUGUAAGGUAAGAUAACAGCAUCCUUACUGAUCACAAACGGCUGUGUUUCUGUGUGGGUGUACACAUAUAAGCUAGCUACUUUGAUAUGACUCUCAUGAAUCUGUUUAUGGAAGGGAAAAUACUAGCAGCUGUGCUGAAGAAAGAUUGACCCUCAGAGUUUUCUCCUCCAUUCCCAAAUAUUAUGUGCAGAACAGAGUGAAAGCAACAAUGUUACCAUUUGUUCUGUCCCUGUUCCCUGAUAUACUGAAUUUAUCAUUAUGCUGGUGGAACUAACCUCGAUUUCGUCAACAUCAGGGCGCUUUAUGAACUCUUUAGCAAGUAGAUAUCGGUUAGGCCUCUCUUUGUCAUCAAAAAACACAUUCCACAAUCUGGUAAACAAAUCAGAGUACAGAAA